AUGCGAACUACAAUCAUCACAAACCCAUCUACAGGAUCAGACCCUUUAGGUUCCGGAAACAUUAGCUCACCAUCAUCUAACAGUUUUGCAGUUUUACUUGAAGACGACGAAGCAGCCCAAGAAAGCAAUGGCGAAGAGCAAGAAGAGCAAGCUGAUAUUGAAGAAAGUUUAACUGAAGCCUCUUUGCUGGAAUCAAUUAAUCAAGGUAAUGCUAAUGCUACGGAAAGUGUUUUCCAAGCCAUUGUGAAAGCGCAGAUCUUAAGGAAAAAGGAAAGACGCCGUGCUUUUAAACAAGUAGCUGCAGGGCAAUCUGACCGGUUUAAUGCUGAGGAAGCUGAAGAUCGGCGAGCACUAAGACCGUUUGAGUCCUCCGAUGAAUUGGAUUCUGAAGACAGUGAUGAAGAUGAUUAUGACGACUUUUCUGAUGACGACUAUGAUGACUACUUUGAUGACGAUGAGAGCUACACAUACCACAAGGCCCGGACAAGCAGGCCACUGCCGGACUUGCGGUUUGAGCAGUCGUACCGCAAGGCCAUUGCAGGGGCAAACGGGGUAUGGUGGAAGAUUGCAUACAUUACUGUACGGGAUCAAGUUCUCUUCACCCUUUUCCAGGGCUUUUUAUGGCAGCUGACACUGGUGGGAAUUCGCUCAUGGCGCAUGACCAUGGCUAAUAAUGGUGGUCAGUGGGGGCAAACAUUUGUAGGACGAUUGAGUCGCUGGUGGUCGCGAGUCAAUAAUAACAAGAUAUAA
Magnusiomyces paraingens is the source of this 750-nucleotide messenger RNA. RefSeq lists its product as uncharacterized. The record is from RefSeq and is a predicted model, not a curated record. Gene Ontology annotation, biological process: mitophagy. The transcript has a single exon. Gene Ontology annotation, molecular function: mitochondrion autophagosome adaptor activity. The coding region runs from base 1 to 750 and encodes 249 amino acids. NCBI's taxonomy places the organism in Eukaryota, Fungi, Ascomycota, Dipodascomycetes, Dipodascales, Dipodascaceae.